This is a messenger RNA of Macaca mulatta (Rhesus monkey), 2183 nucleotides long. Lineage: Eukaryota; Metazoa; Chordata; Mammalia; Primates; Cercopithecidae. The record is from RefSeq and is a predicted model, not a curated record.
CGCCUCCCUCCUGGGUCCUUGCCCUGCGCGCGGUUGCUGUGGCAGCGCAGGACGCGGCUAGAGCUGGGGCUGCCGCGCCCUCCACCUCCUCCUCCAAAGGCCUCCCCGUACCCCUGGCUCGGGCCCAGCCUGCGGCUCUGCCAUGCCCUGGAGGAGGCGCAGGAACCGGGUGAGUGCCCUGGAGGGCGGCCGGGAGGAAGAGGCGCCCCCGGAGGCUGCCGCUGUGCCUUCGGCGCUGUUAACGUCCCCGCAGCAGACGGAGGCGGCGGCCGAGCGGAUUCUGCUCCGGGGCAUCUUCGAGAUCGGGAGGGACAGCUGUGACGUGGUACUGAGCGAGCGGGCACUGCGGUGGCGGCCCAUUCAGCCAGAGCGCCCGGCGGGUGAUUCUCAGUAUGACUUGCUAUGUAAAGAAGAAUUUAUUGAACUCAAAGACAUAUUCUCUGUGAAACUGAAACGGCGUUGGUCUGUUAAACAGCAGAGAAGUGGUACUUUAUUAGGUAUCACACUCUUCAUCUGCUUGAAAAAGGAACAAAAUAAACUAAAGAAUUCUACACUUGAUCUUAUUAAUUUAAGUGAAGACCACUGUGACAUAUGGUUUAGGCAGUUCAAGAAAAUAUUGGCAGGCUUUCCAAACAGACCGAAGUCAUUAAAAAUACUCCUUAACCCCCAAAGUCACAAAAAAGAAGCUACCCAGGUUUAUUAUCAGAAGGUUGAACCUCUGUUGAAGCUUGCAGGAAUAAAAACUGAUGUAACAGUAAUGGAGUAUGAAGGGCACGCUCUGUCACUGCUUAAGGAAUGUGAACUCCAGGGAUUUGAUGGUGUUGUCUGUGUUGGUGGAGAUGGAUCUGCUAGCGAAGUAGCCCAUGCUUUGCUUCUGAGAGCCCAGAAGAAUGCUGGGAUGGAAACAGACCGAAUCCUGAUUCCUGUCAGAGCACAGCUUCCACUUGGCUUAAUACCAGCAGGAUCUACCAAUGUACUGGCACAUUCUCUUCAUGGAGUUCCUCAUGUGAUAACUGCAACGUUGCACAUUAUAAUGGGGCACGUAGAGCUGGUCGAUGUCUGCACCUUCAGCACCGCUGGCAAGCUUCUUCGCUUUGGGUUCUCAGCCAUGUUUGGCUUUGGUGGAAGAACUUUGGCUCUGGCAGAAAAAUAUCGAUGGAUGUCCCCUAACCAACGGAGAGAUUUUGCUGUUGUUAAGGCACUGGCAAAACUUAAGGCAGAAGACUGUGAAAUAUCAUUUUUACCAUUUAACAGCUCUGAUGAUGUGCAAGAAAGGAGGGCACAGGGAUCUCCCAAAUCUGACUGUAAUGAUCAAUGGCAAAUGAUCCAGGGUCAGUUCUUGAAUGUCAGCAUUAUGGCAAUUCCUUGCCUGUGUUCAGUGGCACCUAGAGGCUUGGCACCUAAUACCAGAUUAAAUAAUGGAAGUAUGGCUCUUAUAAUUGCCCGAAACACUUCUCGGCCAGAAUUUAUAAAACACCUGAAAAGAUAUGCCAGUGUAAAAAAUCAGUUCAAUUUUCCAUUUGUUGAGACUUACACUGUUGAGGAAGUAAAAGUUCAUCCAAGGAAUAAUACUGGUGUAUAUGAUCCAGAGGAGGAAGAGGAUGAAACUGCUUCAGAAAAUUGUUUCCCUUGGAAUGUAGAUGGUGAUUUAAUGGAAGUUGCAUCAGAGGUCCAUAUUAGAUUGCAUCCAAGACUUAUCAGUCUUUAUGGAGGAAGCAUGGAAGAAAUAAAUGAUUCCAAAGUAACAAGGGAAACAAUAUAACACCAUAUUCUCUCUGAAUCCGGAAUUUAAGUAGGAUUUUAAAAUCAGACCUCAAACGUAUUUAGAUUUGUUGACUUCUGUCUUCAACCUGGCAAGCUCAAAACGAUUCUGAUGGAACCAUCAAUGAAAGAAUAUUGGUUCUUAAGAAGUGGUUUGAAUAGUGCUUCCUUCAAAAAAGGCUAUAAUCCUCAUAUUUGCACAGUAGUUUCAAGUGCUAUGAAGAAGUCUACCAAUCAAGUUACUUCUGUAGGUCCAUAUCACACAAAAAUGUAUCUUAAAAUAAUUAUUCAAUGGAGAUGGUAGAAUAUGGUUCUGUUAUUUAAAUCGAAUGUAAAAGUUGCACUGUAAAUCUAUAGCUGUAAUGAAAUAUAUAAUAUUCAAAGCAUAACUCAAUAAAUGCAUGGUGAAUUCAUAGCUUACA